AUGAUCUUUCCCAUCUUCAACAUGCCUUGCCUCCACAACCAUCACCAACCACCUCACAUCCACCACUCUCGUGACCCUCAUGACGGUGAAAUAUCGUCCUCUGCAGCCAUUGGUCUGGCCAUUGGAAUCGCUCUCGUUGCAGUCAUCGUCGCUGCUCUCGUCUACUUUUGGUGCUGGCGCCAACACCGCCACAAGAGGCAUCGACGGCAGAACUCUCAUCGCCGCGAGAAUCACGUCAACCAAUCCCCAGCUGAAAUGGAGCAGACGCAGCAAAGACAGGAUGGCAGCACGCAAACCGAACAGGAACCUCCGCUACCAAAGGUUCCCCUGUCCAUUCACCAUCAUCAGCAUGAUGACAAGCAUUUCCAUGGCGACCACUUCCAUAAUCAUCAACAUGAAGACGACCAUAUCCUAGAUCGUCCUGAUUACAACAGUGACCAAGAUUAUCACGGCCACCAUCGCCAACGCCACCACCGCUUCCACCGCAGUCACCAGAUUCUUCUCCCCCGAGAUCCCAUCGCCGACUUUGAGAAGCUCAUGAGCCCUCUUUCUCCGGGAAUCCCAAAUGCUACUCGUGCAGAAUUGGAAGCCAUUCUCAAUGGUCUCGAUAUCCCGCUACCAAAUGAGGCCACGCAGACGAAUGGUCAUGCUGAUGUUAAUGCCAAUGAGCAAGGGACUGCACGCCGCGAGGAGGAGUCGAGGGAGAGACGAAAGAAGCGGCAUCAUCACCAUCAUCGCCAUCACCACUGUCAUCGUCGUCAUAAGCGAGUGACAAUUCGUUGA
Trichoderma virens Gv29-8 is the source of this 783-nucleotide messenger RNA. RefSeq lists its product as uncharacterized. Bases 1 to 783 code for a protein of 260 amino acids. NCBI's taxonomy places the organism in Eukaryota, Fungi, Ascomycota, Sordariomycetes, Hypocreales, Hypocreaceae. The record is from RefSeq and is a predicted model, not a curated record. The transcript has a single exon.